AUGAACCGCGAGCACGUGAACCCAUUCGGCGUCGUCCUCUCCACACCACGUCGUCAAUACCAAGUGGGGCGUAUCAUCAACUCCAGCUUCCCCACCCCAUGGCGUCCGUUCCUCGAAAACCGUGACAGCCCGAUGAAGGCCCUGAUGGCAUGGGUUUAUGAUACCGAGCUGAAAAUAUUCCAACGGUCGGCGUACUUGGAGGAUUAUAGUCGAAUGGUGGGGGAGACAAUGGUCGGAGCGAUUGGGGUGGAUCAGGAGAUUAAAUCGCAACGAGUCGGAUCAUUUGGAAUGAUUCAUCCGAGUAACCCCGCCUUCCAACUGUCCCAACUCCUCUGCACCCUUAUCCAAUUCUGUCGGAAAACCGAUCACACCGAGUUGGCCGAUUGCAUGCUCCAUGCCACCUGUGGUAUGAUGGUCCUCCCUCCGCCCUAUCGAUCCGUACACCGGAUCCGUGACGGUUAUGACAUAACGGAGCUGCGUCAAAGUACGGUAUUCCGACUGCUCAAGUACAUCUUCCCUGAGCCGUUUGACGACGGAAAGCACUAUGUGACGACGGAACUCAUGAAGUUUGGAUAUAUGGUUGAGAGACAGGUGUUUUUGAGAGCGGAGGUGGAAACCGAUUACCAGGAGUCGAUUGAUCAUAUUGUAAUGCAGACGAAGAAGUUGAAGGAGGACGAGAACGUGUAUUUGGAUCAGAUUGCUCCCUACCCAAUAGACCAGGAGCUCGUGGAUCGUAUGGAGGCUCAAGCAUUUGCUCAACUUCGUGAAAUGAUCCGAAGGCAACAUGAACAUCAUCAACAAUAUAUGGCACGUAUUCAGGCAGUGGCGCUGGUGGAUGAGGAGGAAGAAGAAGAGGAGGAAGAGGAAGGAGAUGAGGAAAUGGAAGAAGAGGAAUUGGAGGAGGGAGAAGUCGGCCCACAGUACUUUGAUUAUUGA
Molecule: messenger RNA, 936 nt
Organism: Caenorhabditis remanei
Lineage: Eukaryota; Metazoa; Nematoda; Chromadorea; Rhabditida; Rhabditidae
Exons: 3
Coding region: 1-936 (311 amino acids)
Biological process (GO): regulation of DNA-templated transcription
Molecular function (GO): transcription coregulator activity
Source: RefSeq, a predicted model, not a curated record